GCGGUCUGCGCGGUGGCCUGCGACCGCCUGCAGCCUCCGCGGCGGGCUCGCGCCCGGGAGCCUCGGGCCGCGCACCGGGCGCCCCCGUGCCACGCUCGCACCCCUCCCCCGCGCCGGGGGCGGCGGUGUGUCCGGCGGGGGGCUGUGGGGCGAGGCGCAGGGCUGGAGCGCCAUGAGCAGCCCGGAUGCGGGGUACGCCAGUGACGACCCGAGCCAGCCCCGCAGCGCGCUGCCCGCGGUGAUGGCCGGGCUGGGCCCCUGUCCCUGGGCCGAGUCGCUGAGCCCCCUCGGGGACAUGAAGGUGAAGGGCGAGGCGGCGGCGAGCGGCGGGGCGCCGGCCGGGGCGGCGGGCCGCGCCAAGGGCGAGUCUCGCAUCCGGCGGCCGAUGAACGCCUUCAUGGUGUGGGCGAAAGACGAGCGCAAGCGCCUGGCGCAGCAGAACCCCGACCUGCACAACGCCGAGCUGAGCAAGAUGCUGGGCAAGUCGUGGAAGGCGCUGACCCUGGCCGAGAAGCGGCCCUUCGUGGAGGAGGCCGAGCGGCUGCGCGUGCAGCACAUGCAGGACCACCCCAACUACAAGUACCGGCCCCGGCGGCGCAAGCAGGUGAAGCGGCUGAAGCGGGUGGAGGGCGGCUUCCUGCACGGCCUCGCCGACACGCCGGCGGCCGCGCUGGGCCCCGAGGGCGGCCGCGUGGCCGUGGACGGCCUGGGCCUGCCCUUCCCCGAGCAGGGCUUCCCCGCCGGGCCGCCGCUGCUGCCCCCGCACAUGGGCGGCCACUACCGCGACUGCCAGGGACUGGGCGCGCCCCCGCUCGACGGCUACCCGCUGCCCACGCCGGACACGUCCCCGCUGGACGGCGUGGAGCCCGACCCGGCCUUCUUCGCCGCGCCGCUGCCCGGGGACUGUCCGGCCGCCGGCCCCUACAGCUACGCGCAGGCCGCGGACUACGCGGGGCCCCCCGAGCCGCCCGUGGGCCCCGUGCACUCGCGGCUCGGCCUGGAGCCGGCGGGCCCCGCCGGGCCGGGCCCCGUGGCGCCCCCCAGCGCCCUGCAGCUGUACUACAACGCGAUCGGCGCGCCGGCGGCGGGGGGCGCGCGCGGCUUCCCGCUGCAGCCCCAGCCGCACCCCGCCGGCCCCGGGCAGCCGUCGCCCCCUCCCGAGGCGCUGCCCUGCCGCGACGGCGCGGACCCCGGCCACCCCGCCGAGCUCCUCGGGGACGUGGACCGCACGGAAUUUGAACAGUAUCUACACUUUGUGUGCAAGCCCGAGAUGGGCCUCCCCUACCAGGGACACGACCCCGGUGUGACCCUCCCAGACGGCCACGGGGCCAUCUCCUCGGUGGUUUCCGACGCCAGCUCCGCGGUCUAUUACUGCAACUACCCGGACGUGUGACGGUCCCCGGUGCGACCCAGCCUGCAGGCCAGCAGCACAGUGUUACACACACUUCCCGGAGGAGCGAAGGAAAUCCUCGGCCUCACGUUGUUGUGUUUUGUUUUUUAAGUUGCCUAGGCAUAUAAUUUAUGGUAAUUUAUUUUGUUUGCCACUUGAACCGUUGGGGGGGGGGGGGAGAAAAACGGUGAGGUUUGUUUUCAGAUGUGUUCAGAUACGCGCUUCCCACAGUCGCCUCGUCGAAGCCCGGUUGCCUGGUUCCAGCCGACCAGUUUUGAAUACGUCCCCGAGUCACUUGCUCCGUUUUCUGAGAAGUUAUUGAUCAAAACCACUUUUGUCUUGGGUGUGUUUUUCAAUCUUUAAAAAAAAAAAUAAAAUCUGGAAUCUUUUUUUUCA
Hyaena hyaena (striped hyena) is the source of this 1786-nucleotide messenger RNA. It is a transcript of the gene SOX17, whose product is annotated as SRY-box transcription factor 17. The record is from RefSeq and is a predicted model, not a curated record. The transcript is spliced from 2 exons. NCBI's taxonomy places the organism in Eukaryota, Metazoa, Chordata, Mammalia, Carnivora, Hyaenidae. Gene Ontology annotation, biological process: anatomical structure morphogenesis; angiogenesis; vasculogenesis. The coding region runs from base 173 to 1393 and encodes 406 amino acids. Gene Ontology annotation, molecular function: RNA polymerase II cis-regulatory region sequence-specific DNA binding; DNA-binding transcription activator activity, RNA polymerase II-specific.